AUGUUGCAUUAUUUUGAUUCUGCGGCUCCUGAUUUUCGAGGAGAUGCUGGCUGUGUAGAGAAAGUGGCGAAAUCAGGAUUAGAUGUCUUUGCUCAUAAUAUUGAAACGGUUGAAGAGGCCAAGGACUAUGCUCCUGCUGGAACACUUGCCAAAACUUCAAUAAUGUUAGGCUAUGGAGAAACACCCGAGCAAGUUGUCAGAACUAUGGAGAAGGUGAGAGCAGCAGAUAAUCUUAUCGAAGAUCUACCUGCAUCAAUCUGCAAUCUCAUUCAUGUAAAGUCAUUUUGCUUAAACAAUAAUAACGUGAGCCAGGUACCUCUGAAUCUAUUGAAAGACUGCAAAGUUCUGCAGAAUCUCUCCUUGCAUGGCAAUCCUAUUUUAAUGGUUCAAUUUCAGCAGAUGGAAGGAUUUCAAGAUUUUGAAGCAAGAAGAAAGAAGUUUGACAAGCAAAUUGAUUCAAAUGUGAUGAUUGGGUCAACAUGCCUUGAUGAGGGUGUUGAUCUAUGAAUGUUGCAUCAGUGUCCCCGAAAAGAGUAUUUUGUUACACCACAAUCUCAAUUAAUCAUUUUACUGUCUUGCACCAGGACAGUAAAUUUUAGAAAAACGCCUAUACAGACAAGAUUAGUCACGAAUGCUACCAAUCAGAUUAUUUUUAUU
Molecule: messenger RNA, 657 nt
Organism: Quercus lobata
Lineage: Eukaryota; Viridiplantae; Streptophyta; Magnoliopsida; Fagales; Fagaceae
Product: plant intracellular Ras-group-related LRR protein 7-like
Exons: 4
Coding region: 1-507 (168 amino acids)
Biological process (GO): lipoate biosynthetic process
Cellular component (GO): mitochondrion
Molecular function (GO): 4 iron, 4 sulfur cluster binding; lipoate synthase activity
Source: RefSeq, a predicted model, not a curated record